AUGGCAGAGAGAGGGGCUGAUAAGGCCAGGUGUGGAGGUGAUGUUUUGGAGAUAGCAUAUUUUGAAGGUUCUGUCUUUUCUUCAAACUUGGAUUUGCUUCUGUAUUUAACCAGAGUUCUGUCUCUUCUACUCUGCAGCUCGUUGAAACUCAACCUCGUCUUGGUUCUGUCGCUGUCCAUGGUACACGUAUCGUGGUGCUAUCCUGUCCUCUCUUCCAAGAUGCCUGUGAAACCUGAUUACUUUCUCAUCCUCCUGAGCAGCUGCCCAACCAGGCUGGAGGAGAGCGACGGGCUAGCUUUCCUAAAGUCAAUUUUGGAGAAGACAUCGAUGAAAAGGUCCUUUCGCAACGGAGUCGGCUCAGGGGUGAAAAAAACUUCAUUUCGAAGAGCAAAGCAAUGA
Molecule: messenger RNA, 399 nt
Organism: Arvicola amphibius (Eurasian water vole)
Lineage: Eukaryota; Metazoa; Chordata; Mammalia; Rodentia; Cricetidae
Gene: Nps
Product: neuropeptide S
Exons: 3
Coding region: 1-399 (132 amino acids)
Biological process (GO): positive regulation of action potential; positive regulation of synaptic transmission, GABAergic; neuropeptide signaling pathway
Cellular component (GO): extracellular region
Source: RefSeq, a predicted model, not a curated record